AUGCCGUUUGAUGACAAGUUGGGAAUGCAAAUUGCCCUUGAGGAGGCCAGGAAAAGUUUAGCAGAGGGCGGUAUUCCCAUCGGAGGGGCCCUCAUUCAUGAGGAUGGAAGAGUGUUGGGUCGGGGCCACAACAUGCGGAUUCAAAAGAACUCAGCUACUUUGCAUGGAGAAAUCUCAACAUUGGAAAAUGCGGGCAGAUUGCCCGGUGCUUUGUACAAGGAUUGUACGAUGUACACCACGUUGUCGCCAUGUCACAUGUGUUCGGGUGCAUGUAUAAUGUAUGGGGUAAAGCGUGUAGUUUUGGGAGAGAAUGUGAACUUUGUUGGCGCCGAGGAGUUGGUCAAGUCCAAGGGCAUCGAGGUAGUCAACUUGGACGACCCUGAGUGUAAGAAGAUCAUGUCUGACUUCAUCAAGGCUCGUCCCGAGGACUGGUUUGAAGAUAUCGGAAAGUGA
Messenger RNA from Metschnikowia bicuspidata var. bicuspidata NRRL YB-4993, 453 nucleotides. It is a transcript of the gene FCA1, whose product is annotated as cytosine deaminase. Gene Ontology annotation, cellular component: cytoplasm; nucleus. Lineage: Eukaryota; Fungi; Ascomycota; Pichiomycetes; Serinales; Metschnikowiaceae. Gene Ontology annotation, molecular function: diaminohydroxyphosphoribosylaminopyrimidine deaminase activity. The transcript has a single exon. Bases 1 to 453 code for a protein of 150 amino acids. The record is from RefSeq and is a predicted model, not a curated record.